AUGCCGCCAUACGUUCCCCGCAAGCGUUUCUCCGAUGAAGACCCGCCCCCAGCUAAACAUCAGCGUCGGGCCCGAACUGAUAAUGCCAAGUCUUCUGACACAAUUCCUGACUCUGAUGCCGACUCUGAUGCCGACUCUGACUCCUCAUUAAGUGAAGUACCCGAGGAGGAUAAUACACCUCAAGCACCCACAGCUAUCGCAGCUACAGAUGACUCUGACGAAGAAUAUGGAGAUGAUGACGAGGUUGACUGGGAAGACGCGAUUGGUCCUGAUACUAUGAGCGCGACAACCCCUUCGCUCGCUGUACCAGAAAUAAAGGAUCUAGAGUUGACUCUAGAAAAGAAUGAAUCACACGCACCUGAGACUUUGGAUAGUAAGAAAGGCCCAAGCAAGAUUGAACGUCAUAUCCGCAUCCAGACGCACUGUAUGCAUGUUCAGUGCCUACUUUUCCACAAUACCAUUCGCAAUUCAUGGGUCAACGACGCCGAAGUUCACAAAACCCUGCGUGAUAAAUUAUCAAUACCAGUUCAGAAUGAGGUGAAGAGAUGGCGGAUCGCAUCGGGAUUAGAGAAGCCCGAGCCUAAGCCCGAGCCCCCCAAGAAGAGGAAGAAGGGAAAGGCUCCGAAGACUCAGGAUUGGGCUGAAGAUUCUGAGCGCUUGGAACCGGGUCAGCCAGAUAUGAGUCGAGGUGAUCCCAUCCUUUCUCUACUGAAGGUUCUGGCUGCAUAUUGGGAAGAUCGAUUUGACAUCACAGCCCCAGGGUUAAGGAAACAGGGAUACCGACCAGUCUCCUCACUCGAAGCUAUAUUGAAUCAGUUCAAAGAGGAAAGUGACCCAGAACUCCAUGGGGAACGUAUCGCCGAUAUCGAUGAAUUUCGUGCAUCAGCUAAAAAUAUGAAGGGCUCUAGAGAUCUUGGCGCACAGCUAUUUACUGCCUUAAUUCGAGCACUAGGAAUCGAGGCCAGGUUGGUCGCUAGUCUACAACCCUUGGGAUUCGGCUGGACCAAAGCUGAGAUACAUACACCACCUAAGGUGAAGGAAGAACCUCGAGCCGAACCAGGAUCAGGGUCGGGGUCGGAUUCAGAGGUAGACAGUAUGUCUGAGUACAAGAUUGUUACAAAGAGUCAAAGGAAAAAGUCUUAUGAUGGGGACAUGCCAUUUCCUAUUUACUGGACUGAAGUGGCAUCUCCAAUCACGAAUGAAAUCAUCUCGGUGGACCCUUUAGUACUUAAAAACCCGAUUGCGCCCACACCGGAACAGAAAGCGACAUUUGAGCCGCGUGGCAUCAAAGCUGACCGUGCGAAGCAAGUGAUCUGCUAUGUAGUCGCGCACUCAGCCGACGGCACUGCAAAAGACGUGACUACGCGAUACUUACGACGGCAAACAUGGCCUAGCAAGACCAAAGGGUUUCGAAUACCCGUAGACAAAAUUGCAAUCCCAGGCAAACGAGGAAAAUACAUCGAAUUCGACUGGUUCCGGGUGACGAUGCGCAGAUACGAAAGAGACCCCUCGAAAAGAACCCAGGUAGAUGAGAUUGAAGAUGCAAAAGAUCUCCAACGAAAACAACCCGAAAAGAAGAAGUCAACACAGACAGGAGACACGCUAACAACCCUUCGUACAUCGACCGAGUUUGUCUUGGAGCGAUUUCUGCGCCGCGAGGAGGCGCUGAAGCCAGGAGCAGAGCCAGUCCGCACCUUUGUCGCUGGAAAAGGCGCUCGCGCCAAGGAAGAAUCUGUUUAUCUGCGCGCAGACGUUGUUAAAUGCCUGUCGGCAGAGAGCUGGCAUAAGGAAGGGCGGCAGAUUCAGACGGGGGCUGUACCUCUGAAAAGAGUACCGAUCCGAGCAGUGACCCUGGUGCGCAAGCGCGCGGUGGAAGAGAUGCAACGUGAAACAGGAGAGAAGCCGAUGCAGGGUCUAUACUCCGUUGACCAAACUGAGUAUAUCAUCCCGCCACCGAUCCAGGAUGGAGUCAUUCCUAAGAACAACUAUGGAAACAUGGAUUGUUUUGUCCCGAGCAUGGUGCCUCAGGGUGCCGCCCAUGUCCCCCUGCCCGGUACUGUACGAGUGUGCAAGAAACUAGGCAUUGACUACGCCGAGGCAGUCACGGGCUUCGAAUUUGGAUCUAAAAUGGCUGUCCCUGUGAUUCAGGGCGUAGUAGUUGCAGCUGAGAACGAAGGUCUGCUUCGCGAUGCUUGGAAAGUCGAAACUGCUGAAAAGCACAAGCGAGAAAAGCUCAAAGCAGAAAAGCUUGUUUUUCAAACAUGGCGUAAGAUUCUGUUUGGACUACGCAUUGCCGAGCGUGUUCGUGAGGAGUACGGCGGCCAAGAUGGAGAUGAAGAAAAAGAUGCUCGCAACCCUUUCUCGUCGCACAAGACCAAGACACAGGAAGAAAAUAGCCACACGGCUUAUCAGGAAAAAGAAUCACAUGAUCCUGCCGAUUAUGGUGGAGGUUUUCUCCUUCCAGGAGAGGGCGAGGACGAUGUUGUCGACCAUGGUGGCGGGUUUCUCCUCCCAGGCGAGGGCGAGGACGAACACGAAGAAGGUGAUCUGAUUGUUGAGCACAAUUCUUUUGAAAAACGAGGCAAUGCGUCUCGUGCUGGGCCUGCACAUAUGAUCGAGGUCGGAGACUCAGAUGAAGCAUUGUCGCCUCCAGUAUCAGUUUCAUCUCCAUCAGACAAUGAUAUUGCAGAUUCUGAAUCCGAUUAUGCGCCUCUGCCUCGAAACCCGCACCGUCGUCGCCGAGGUGGUUGA
This is a messenger RNA of Penicillium taxi, 2751 nucleotides long. RefSeq names its product Rad4 family protein. The record is from RefSeq and is a predicted model, not a curated record. Gene Ontology annotation, cellular component: nucleus; XPC complex; cytoplasm. The coding region runs from base 1 to 2751 and encodes 916 amino acids. The transcript has a single exon. Gene Ontology annotation, biological process: mismatch repair; nucleotide-excision repair. Gene Ontology annotation, molecular function: single-stranded DNA binding; damaged DNA binding. NCBI's taxonomy places the organism in Eukaryota, Fungi, Ascomycota, Eurotiomycetes, Eurotiales, Aspergillaceae.